UUAAUCUGAUGUUGAGUGAAUUUGUUUGUUCCAGCAUUAUGGUUACCUAUUGUGUGGUAGUGCAUUCACUGCAGUAUCCCAAGUUAUAUUUUUUCGUUUUUAAUACGGUAUUUAAAGGGGGGGCACGGUGGCUUAGUGGUUAAGGGGCGGAGCUAGUGGGUGGCAACUGUGCCGAUUACUGGCCCUCCACAUUGAAAUGUCUGCCCACAAACUUGCUACUACCAAUUUGAUUUUAAGGCCUCGCAAUGAUUGAACUUGGUGAUGUAGUUUUUGUUUAGUUAUUUUGUACCCAUGACUUUACUUUUCUUAAACAAUUGUGUGUAAUAAAAGGGAAUGAGAGAAUAAUUGUAUUAGUUUUUUAUACUGUUAGGUUAUCUUAUAUUGUGGUAUUUACAAUAUAUUUUGUUAAAGUGUUUGCAACUUAGUUUGUUGAAACUAAUGAUUUUUGGUUGUUGUUUUUUUUUUUGCUUAAAAUUUUUAUGCUGUGUUUUAUGCCGAUUAUAAGCAUGAUCGCAUAGUCUUAUAUUGGUCUUGAAACAUUUCAAGUAAAAAGUAUCGUCGCCCUUUGUGCUUUGUGUCCCGGAAGUCAAAUAAUAAAACAUUUAUGUCUUCACGUAUGUGGACGGGAACCGCAUUAGUGCUUACAGGUUUACAAAUCUUUGUCUCUUAAAAAAUAAGCGAAAUAUUUGAUUUUUAGGGAAAACGAAUACAUUUCUUAGGUAGGAACCAGUAACCCCUUGGGUAGCAGGACACCCGACGCCCGGAUUGUAUUUUUGGGCGGACAAUAACAUAGGCUAACUGGUGACUGCGAGUGGAUAUCUGUCAUAAGUGUGUGAAAAUAUUGUCAUUCUGGCCACAUUGACAGGAAAGGGUCCAAAGGCGAAUAAAUGUCUGACGCUCCAGAACUUCCUAUUACAAAGGAAGAGGAGGAAACUACAUCUGAACCAGAGGAGCAAUCCGACGAUAGUAGUGAGGAGGAAGCAGCUGGAAACUCCGAGAUGGACUUCCUGCGGAAUUUGUUUUCUCGCACUUUGGGCCUGGGCUCAACAGAAAAGGUUUUGGAUGAUUUGACUUUGGAGGGAGUGGCACAAUACAUCCUGAGUGGCAAAUGUAAAAAUAUCAUUUGCAUGGCUGGAGCAGGCAUAUCUACAUCGGCUGGGAUUCCCGAUUUUCGCUCACCUGGUACUGGCCUGUAUGCAAACCUGCAGAAAUAUAACCUUCCCUACCCAGAGGCCAUCUUCCAGAUAGAUUAUUUCAAGAAACAUCCAGAGCCCUUUUUUGCCUUGGCCAGGGAGCUUUAUCCAGGACAGUUUAAGCCGACCGUCUGUCACUACUUCAUGAAGCUGCUGAAAGACAAGGGUCUUCUGAAACGCUGCUACACACAGAAUAUUGACACCCUGGAGCGCGUGGCCGGGCUUGAGAGUGGUGAUCUAAUUGAAGCCCAUGGAACGUUUUACACGUCCCACUGCGUCAAAUUCACCUGCCGCAAAGAGUACAACCUGGACUGGAUGAAAGAAAAAAUAUUUUCUGAGGACAUUCCCAAGUGUGAGAAAUGCAACAGUCUGGUCAAACCAGAUAUUGUCUUUUUUGGAGAGAACCUACCUGUGCGGUUCUUCACCUCAAUGAAGAUGGACUUCCCCCGUUGUGAUCUCCUCAUUAUCAUGGGCACGUCUCUGCAGGUCCAGCCUUUUGCAAGUCUGGUGAGCAGGGUUUCAAAAAGUUGCCCCAGGCUGCUCAUCAACAUGGAAAAGACAGGCCAGUCUGACCCUAUGUUAGGUCUGCUGGGUUUUGGUGGAGGAAUGGACUUUGACUCAGACAAGGCAUACAGGGAUGUUGCCCGUAUCAGUACAUGUGAUGACGGCUGUAUGGCGCUCGCUGAGCUGCUGGGAUGGAAGUUUGAGUCACAGAAAGUGUCUCGUGUCACCAGGCUGAGCUGGAAGAAUUAGUGAAGCGUGAGCAUGCCAGAAUCGACGCGCAGGACAAGGAAGCAAAGUCAAGUGAGAGCCAAGGAGCAAGCUCUUCUUCAGCGGCACCAGAGUCCAAAUAAGGGUAAUCUUUGGAAAGCUAGGUGGUGGUUGUCCUUGAAGGGCGAUUAUUAAGGCUACUUUUAUUUAUUGUUUACAAAUGAAGCUUUGUGUGCAGACUGCAUGUGUAACAAAUAACAUGCUCGCUGAAGUCCUCUGCCAUGCCAUUGAUUUCUUUUUUUUUUAGCACUUCAAUAAGAAAACUUAUGUCUUUCAUUUUUUUAGUACCUUGUAUGUGUUCCUCUGAGGUCUGCAUAGAAAGUUUUUACAGCAAUAGAUUUUAGUGUGUGGAUUGUUGAUUUACUAAACCAACUGUUGAUUCAGUUGGAGGCAGAUUCACCGAUGUUUCAACACACCUUAUAACCAAGCUGUUUUGUUGCAUCUAACAUAGUUUCUCCUGUUAGAGUCUUAAAUUAUUAUAUCAUGGACUAACAAUGGAUGUCUUUGUAAGUAAAGUGAGGUGUGGGCCUUCAGUAAUAACAGUGCAAUCUUAUGAAACUUUUUUAUUUGAACAUUUUUUCUUGGCUUCGACAGCUAGGCAUUGAUGAGAUCAAGUUUUGUUUGUAAUAUUCAACAACACACUGUGUGUGUGUGAGUUGAGUAAAACUAAUGGCGUGACACUUGAGAUGCGGUAACACGAGUUCAGGCUCACUGUGAAGCUGUUAAAUGGGUGAAUUCAAUAGGAACAUAUGUACACAAAUAAUGGAAACUAAUGCAAUAAAUUUGACCUUUGUAAAACUCA
This is a messenger RNA of Dunckerocampus dactyliophorus (ringed pipefish), 2766 nucleotides long. It is a transcript of the gene sirt2, whose product is annotated as sirtuin 2 (silent mating type information regulation 2, homolog) 2 (S. cerevisiae). Gene Ontology annotation, molecular function: histone deacetylase activity, NAD-dependent; NAD+ binding. The transcript is spliced from 16 exons. Lineage: Eukaryota; Metazoa; Chordata; Actinopteri; Syngnathiformes; Syngnathidae. Bases 888 to 1946 code for a protein of 352 amino acids. The record is from RefSeq and is a predicted model, not a curated record.